AAUUACAUUGAUGAAAAUGCAGGCAGUACAGUUCACACCAGGAGGUCCAGAUCAACUAUUUCUUGCAGAGGUGCCUUUGCCUGAACCCAACGAAAAGGAAGUUCGAAUCAAAGUGUUUGCAUCUGCAAUAAAUAGAGCAGAUACUAUACAGAGAAAGGGAAUGUAUGAUCCACCACCAGGUGUCACCAAUGUAUUAGGACUUGAAGCAGCAGGCGUCAUUGAUAAAGUGGGACCAGGCUGUCCAGAAAACGUUACAGUUGGUCAGAAAGUGUGUGCACUGCUUGCAGGUGGUGGCAAUGCAGAGUAUGUGACUUGUCGUUAUGAACAGGUCAUGCCGAUACCUGACAAUUUAACUUUCAUCGAAGCUGCUGCUAUUCCUGAAGUUUGGCUUACAGCUUUCACAUUACUGGAUCGCGUAGGUAUAAAGAGGACACAGGUUCUCAUUCAUGCUGGUGGAAGUGGAGUGGGGACUGCAGCAGUGCAACUUGUUAAGCAAGCUGGAGCCACUGCUAUUGUUACUGCUGGUAGCCAAGAGAAAAUUGAUUUUGCCAUUUCUUCAGGGGCUGUGGCAGGCAUCAACUAUAAAGAAGGCAGCUUUGCAGAAAAAGUUCUUAAGCUUACAAAUGGAAAAGGCGUCAAUCUGAUCCUUGACUGUGUGGGCGCCUCCAUGUUUGAGGACAAUCUUAAAUCAAUAGCCACAGAUGGACGCUGGGUGCUGUAUGGACUUUUGAGUGGUGGUCAAGUGAAUGUAAACCUGGGCCAGAUGUUGCCCAAGAGAGUUCAUCUGUUAUGUUCUACCUUACGGUUCCGAUCAGUAGAGUUCAAAGCAUCCUUGGUCCGUGAUUUUGCUCAGCAGACCAGCAAGUUAUUUGCAGAUGGAACAUUCCGGCCUGUCAUUUACAAAGUGUUUCUAUUGUCAGAAAUAAUUCAAGCACAUAAAUUGAUGGAAACAAAUGAAAACUUGGGAAAGAUUGUUUUGAAAGUCAGAGAAGAUGAUGUUUAG
Candidula unifasciata is the source of this 1003-nucleotide messenger RNA. The record is from the annotation of a GenBank genome assembly. Lineage: Eukaryota; Metazoa; Mollusca; Gastropoda; Stylommatophora; Geomitridae.